AUGCGAUCAACAACACCGGUAUGUGAGAGGUGUGAAGCUGGCGGCUUCGAAUGUCUGGGAUACGGUCACAAUAAAAGAGCCGCUGUGCGCACCACCGAAGUAGGCCCAGGGAGCUCACCUAUAUCUGGUGUCCUUGAGGGCGGGGAUUCUUCUUCGAGGUUAUCGGGAUCUAAUGUCGACAAGCGAGCAUCGGGAAGUUCUUUACCCCUUGAAGCGGGUCUUGUUGCUUCCUUCCGCUCGUUGAUAGGAGAGAAUGUUGGUGCGCUGCAGGAUGUGGCCGUUUCAUCAACCGAGUCGACUGCUUCCUCCAACUUCGACUCGGAACAACCUCCGAAAACCCCAAAAACAAUAGCGGAUAAACACAUGGAUCGUUGGUACCUCAAGCCUCUUAAUUACACGAAGAAACGCGCUCAUAAGGAUGUGGUCUUACGCCUGCAGAACUCUGUCUUCAGUCGUUGGAUCAUUCUAGUAGCUAUGUGCGUCUCGGAGUCUUUUCGUACGGGCGACAUGUCGCAGGAUACCUCGAGCAACUUUUGGAUCGGGUGCAUUGAAAAUUCCUUGGGGAAUGAGCUGGCUCAGGAGCUUGGCCCACGAAGAACACAAGAUCGGCGUAUUGAUUGGAUACAUGUUUCGAUCCUGAAGGCGAUGAUCACCCCCAGCUCGAAUGUUCAUCGGCUACUCCGAGACAACAUUGCCACGUUUUUGCAGCUGAUGUUCUCUUAUCCAACUCUCUGGCCAGACGACUCUGAAUUUACCAACAUUCCGUUAUCAAACUUGUUAUGCUCGGAGGCUCACGAGGCUGCAUACUUUGCCCUUGUUGACUGCGUUUACGCAAUGGCCUCUGGACUUCCUCAACAACUUAACUAUGACACCACUAUGCAUCAACGACCAAGUGCCGCCUCUCUGUACCAAUGGAUACACGGCUGCCCGACCGAGUUUCAGCUGAUUCUCGCUGAUAUUAAUGCCUGUCGCGAUCGGUUCCCCAUGGCGCGGGACAAGAAAGAAAUCGAAAAUUGGUUACUCACUUGGCAGCCGCAUCCGAGCGAUUAUAUUUGCUGA
Molecule: messenger RNA, 1059 nt
Organism: Rhizoctonia solani
Lineage: Eukaryota; Fungi; Basidiomycota; Agaricomycetes; Cantharellales; Ceratobasidiaceae
Product: Fungal Zn(2)-Cys(6) binuclear cluster domain
Exons: 3
Coding region: 1-1059 (352 amino acids)
Source: RefSeq, a predicted model, not a curated record